GGCAGGGGAGGGCCGCGCGGUGCAGGCUCGCGGGUCGCGGCGCCGGGCGGCAGGGACGGGACACCGAGCCCGCGCCUCCUCUCCAUCCGAGGGAGAAGCCGGCCGCCCUGGGGGCUAUGCAGAAGGCAGGGGCCAGGGGCCGGAGGGCCUCCGACUGCGGCCCUGCCCCUCAGCGGCCCCGGUGCAUCACCAAGUUUGCCCAGCAGUAUGUGGGCUCCUUCCCCGUGGACGACCUGGACCCCCAGGACAGUGUGUGGCUGGUCCAGCAGCAGCUGUGGGCACUGAAGGACUGUCCCCGACGCCGGGCCGUCAUCCUGAAAUUCAGCCUUCAGGGCCUCAAGAUCUACAGUGGGGAGGGCGAGGUGCUCCUGAUGGCACACGCCCUGAGGCGCAUCCUCUAUGCCACCUGGUGCCCGGCCGACUGCCAGUUUGCCUUCAUGGCCCGAAACCCCAGGAGCCCAGCCAGCAAGCUCUUCUGCCACCUCUUUGUGGGCAGCCAGCCUGGAGAGGUUCAGAUCCUUCACCUGCUGCUCUGCCGCUCCUUCCAGCUCGCUUACCUCCUGCAGCACCCGGAGGAGCGGGCCCGGCCCGAGCCCUGCCCGGGGCCUGUGGGGGACGUUCCCCUGAAGCCCGUGUCCGGCCCCGGGGGGCCCCCUGGCCUAGUACGGGAACCCUUCGGCCGGGAUCAGCUCUCACAGAACGUUAACGCGCUGGUCUCCUUCCGGCGGCUGCCGGCAGAGGGGUCUGAGGGCAGCGGGAAGGAGCUGCUGGAGUCGGGGAGCCGCGGGGGCGCCCGCCACGUGCGCCUGGGGAACCCGUACUGCUCGCCCACGCUUGUGCGCAAGAAGGCCAUCCGCAGCAAGGUGCUCCGCUCCGGGGCCUACCGCGCCUGCACCUACGAGACGCAGCUGCAGCUGUCCGCCCGCGAGGCCCUUCCUGCCGCGUGGGAGGCCUGGCCCCGGGGACCCGGGGGCCCCUCGUGCCUGGUGGAGAGCGGGGGAAGCCUGACGGAGAACAUCUGGGCCUUUGCUGGCAUCUCCAGGCCCAGCGCCCUCGCCCUGCUGCGGAGAGACGUGCUUGGAGCCUUCCUGCUGUGGCCUGAGCCGGGCGCCAGUGGCCAGUGGUGCCUGUCGGUGAGGACACAGUGUGGCGUGGUGCCCCACCAAGUCUUCCGGAACCACGUGGGCCGCUACUGCGUGGAGCACCUGCCAGCUGAGUUCCCCAGCCUGGAAGCCCUGGUGGAGCACCACGCGGGAACGGAGCGGAGCCUCUUCUGCUCCCUCGACAUGGGCCGCCUGAACCCCGGCUAUGAGGAGCAGGACUGCGGGCCCGAGGGCCGGCCUCCUCGGAUGCUCCGGCCCCUUGGCCACGCCAAGUCCGAGGCAGAGCUGCAGGGUCUGGGUUAGGAGGCGGGGCCCCACCCGGAUAGGCCCCGCGGUACCCUGGCUCCCGGGCCUCAGCGGGCCACUCGGCUCUGGCCUCUCCCACCCUGCUGGGCACCACCAGUUCCAUCCAGUCACUGCCCCUGGGACCAGUCUUCCAUCACUUCCCUGCCUGUGGGGGUCCCUGAGAGUGGGGAUUGCCAGGGGCUUCUCCCCAGGACAUAGGCCGUCAGGAUCGCAAGCGUGGCAGACCGAGCUCCAGGCUUCCAAGAACUUGCCGGGUGACUCGAUGCUUGCCUUCUCUGGUCUCACCUUACUCCUGGGUGGGGAGCUUUCCAAGGUGGGCAGGAAAGUUGUUCCAGUGCAGGUGGGGCCCUCUCUUAAGGAGGCCAGGCCUUGGGGCCCUGACUGGGCGUCCCCAGAGAGCUCUGGACCAAGGCAGCCAGACGCGUGAGGGAGAGGUGUGCGGGCAGGCAGGAGAGAAAGGGUGUGGGACCAAGGCACCCUCUCCGGGAGAGAAACAGCAACAACGCGGUGGAGUUUGGGGGCUACAUCCAAGCAGACAGAGCGCGGCCUGUUUCCCACAUCCUUUGAGGUGAGAGGAGUCCGCCCUUGAGUUCUGAAGUGAGGGGGCGUUAAGAGGCUGCAGAGAGGAGCCAAGUCACCCAGACCCCGGGGUGGACACCUGAGUGGAGAAAGCAGUGCGAGCGGCCUGACGGGGCAGAGGAUCCCAGUGAACCUCAGAUUAGGACGUCUGCUCAGAAAACCACAGAGUUGGGCUUCCUGCUUACACAGAAGAGAUGUCGAAGAUUCCUCCCCUCCCGUACACCCUCCAAAAACCAAGACACCCCCCCACCACCACCCAGGCUCACUUCCUUUGGCCAUUUGAUUCCAAGGGGCCAGCAGUGAGCUACAGGCUUAUGGGGGUGACCAGGCCCUGAUCCUCUCAUCCUGCAGGCCACACUGGGUUUGGGUUUGGUGGCUGCCUGGGAAGUGCCCCCACACACACAAUGAUGGCAUUUCCCUUAAUGGGCAUCUGUCAGGGACCAUGCCAGCCCCACUGGGGGUGAGGGUCAGGGAGGAACCAUCUAAAGGCAGAACUGCUGUGGGCCCUGCCAGAGGACACUUGGCCUUGGCUGGCACAGGGGAGUCCAUCCAGGGAAAUGACCCUGCGGUGAUCGACAGCUCUACGUGUCCCCCUUUAUAAGUAAACUUGACAGACAAACAUGAAUCUCCCAAACUAAGGAGCAAGUUCCCGGUGGAUGAACUUCUACUCCUGAGGCAGAGGCCUAGUCGUGAGUCUGGGGGCUGCCUUCUCCCCUCUCUGGGGACAGGAUGUGACUGCGUAGUGCCUUGAAAGUAAUACACUUGUGUUUCUUGGAAAAACAAGCAGCCCCAAUGGAAUAAAAAGAUUGAGGAGCCUCAGAAGUUCAGGCCUGGCGUUCCCAGUUUACAACCUCCAGCUCAGGAAAGGGUCUUGGUUGGGGUCUUGUCACUCUUGUCACAAGAGAUAGGAGGAAGCUGUCCUUUAGGGGCUUGUUUCACUGGAACCCUAGGGGCUCAGAGGUUAAAGCGUCUGCCUCCAAUGUGGGAGACCUGGGUUCGAUCCCUGGGUCAGGAAGAUCCCCUGGAGAAGGAAAUGGUAACCCACUCCAGUAUUCUUGCCUGGAGAAUCCCAUGGACGGAGAAGCCUGGUGAGCUACAGUCCAUGGGGUCGCAGAGUUGGACACGACUGAGCGACUUCACUUUCUUUCUUUUCACUGGAACCACAGCAGUGGUUUUGUACUGAAUAUGAGUGGGAAACCGGACUCAUGUUACAACCCUUACUACCAGAAGCCAUCUCCUCCCUGGGCAAAGCCCUGUUCCUUCAUAAGCCCCAGCCUCCUAUUCCCCUGGCGAGGAGAGGGGUUUGGUGAUAUGGGGCCCAGGAUUACUGCACCAGAGUCGCACACAUUUAAGAAGCCCAGCUAACUGGCCUUACCUCUGUGAGGGACGGAUUUUGUUGCACCAGUUAUCUGUGUGGACAGGGUCGGGAGCGUCCCCACAGUACUUUAACAUCCUUGCACAUAGCGCUCAUGGGUCACAUGGUACAAACAAGGCCAGGUUUGUGACCCACGUGUGCAGACACCUCCGUGUCUUCAUAACAGACCACAGUUUCCAGUGUUGCAACCAGCGCCACCUGGGUAGCCCAGCUCUCCUUACUGUGUGGACUUGAAACA
Budorcas taxicolor (takin) is the source of this 3601-nucleotide messenger RNA. RefSeq names its product SH2 domain containing 5 (gene SH2D5). Lineage: Eukaryota; Metazoa; Chordata; Mammalia; Artiodactyla; Bovidae. The transcript is spliced from 10 exons. Gene Ontology annotation, cellular component: postsynaptic density. Bases 117 to 1406 code for a protein of 429 amino acids. The record is from RefSeq and is a predicted model, not a curated record.